AUGGUCCUCGGCCACGAGCCUGUAGGUGUCGUCGAGCAAGUUGCCCCAAAGCUUACGAGUGUCAAGGUCGGCGACCGCGUAGGCUGGGGUUUGUAUGGCGUCCUGGUACACGCUGGGGUACAGCCGUUUGGCUGCAUCGGCAUUGUCGGUGUAAGCGGGCCUGGCCCCUUUGCGAUCCAGUUCGCUGCAAAGAUGGGCUGCAAAGUCGCCAUUUUCUCGGGCACAAUGAGCAAGAACGACUGGGAGAUGCAGCUGGGCGCAAACAACUUCGUCUUCCUCAAGGAGACGCCUGACUUCAACGGAGACUUCAAGAUGCUAAACGCAAGCAUCGUGUUACAGGGGCUGCGUAUCAUCGGUACCCUGGCCGCCGAGCGCCCAUUGCAGACGGACAUGCUUGAGUUUUCCGCACGACACCACAUCAAGCCGAUGAUCGAGGCGCUGCCUAUGGACGCUGGAGGUAUCAACAAUGGCAUCGAGAGACUGUAG
Tilletiaria anomala UBC 951 is the source of this 486-nucleotide messenger RNA. RefSeq lists its product as uncharacterized. The record is from RefSeq and is a predicted model, not a curated record. NCBI's taxonomy places the organism in Eukaryota, Fungi, Basidiomycota, Exobasidiomycetes, Georgefischeriales, Tilletiariaceae. The coding region runs from base 1 to 486 and encodes 161 amino acids. Gene Ontology annotation, biological process: alcohol metabolic process. Gene Ontology annotation, molecular function: alcohol dehydrogenase (NADP+) activity. The transcript is spliced from 3 exons.